AUGGCAGAAAUCAAAGCUGUGGAGAGCGCGCCCGCUCGUUCUGAUAUCGUCGGCGACGCAGUGGAAUUGCCAGACCAUGUACUGGAGCUAGAGAGCGCUUUGCAAACCUACGUCCCCAACACGGACGCUGAGAAGCGACUGGUUCGAAAGCUCGAUCUGUUCAUGAUGCCGACCUUAUGGUUCAUGUACAUUCUGGCGUAUAUUGACAGACAGAACAUCGGAAAUGCUAGAGUGGCCGGUAUGGGGGCUGAUUUGAAACUCACUGAUUCUCAAUAUGCGUUGCUGCUCGGUAUUUUCUUCAUCGGAUAUCUCAUCUGUGAGGUACCUUCCAACCUCCUUUUGACCAGGGCACGCCCGUCAUACUAUCUCCUCGGUCUUAUGAUUGUCUGGGGUACGGUCUGCUCGUUGGGAAGUGUCGUGAAAACCUACCAGCACAUGCUCGUUCUGCGGUUCUUCCUUGGAUGUAUUGAAGCUGGAUUCUUCCCUGGAGUCUUGUUCCUCAUGACCUGCUGGUACAAGAAAGCAGAAAUUGGCAAACGAUUUUCCAUCUUUUUCACGGCUUCCGUAUUCUCUGGCGCCUUGAGUGGCCUACUCGCUGGUGCCAUUACCGGAAACAUGGAGGGUGUGCGAGGCAUGCGUGGCUGGCGCUGGCUGUACCUGAUCGAGGGUGUCUGCACUGUUGGAUUCGCCGUGAUCUUCAAGUUCAUCCUGCUCGACUUCCCCGAAACCACCACCCGAUUCUCGCUGGAAGAGAGGCAACUUGCCGUCGUCCGCAUGAUGCACGACCGUCGAACCAACGCAUCCGCCCACACCGUCAAGCUCACGCAUUGGCAAGCCGUCAAGGCAGCCUUCGCUGACCCCAGGACCUACAUCUUCACCCUACUCUUCGUCAUGAACCUCGGUUCUUGCACCAUUUCAUACUUCAUCCCGACCAUCGUUCGCCAGAUGGGAUACACCUCUGUCACGGCGCAGUACAUGACGAUUCCCAUCUGGAUGGUCGGCGCCGUCUUCCUGAUCGUCUUGUCUUUCACCGCGGACCGAACGGGCGACCGUCGCUGGCACGUUGCCGGCUGCUUCGGCCUCAGUUUCGUCUGCACGAUCGUCUGCAUCGCUGUCUCUCACCCCGUCGUGCUCUACACCAUGUUGUGCUUCUAUAUCGCUGGCCUAUACACGGCUCUGCCUUUAAUCCUCACCUGGGCGUCCGAAGUCAUCGCUCUCCCCGCCGAAAAGCGUGCGGUCGUGGUCGCGUUCGUGAACUCGGUUGGCAACCUCUCCGCUGUAUAUGGUAGCCACCUUUGGCCUGCUAAGGAUGGGCCGAAGUUCAUUACGGGAUUCGCAACGACGGGUGCCUUCACUGGCUUUGGCAUGCUGCUGGCGAUUGCCAUUCCUAUCAUCUGCAAGUAUCUGCCUGAAGAGGGUCGGACUGAGGCCGAGAGAGAAAUCCUUAGCCUUCAAGGGCGACAGGCUGAGGAUCCGAAUAAGAUGAGUGUCUAG
Molecule: messenger RNA, 1494 nt
Organism: Aaosphaeria arxii CBS 175.79
Lineage: Eukaryota; Fungi; Ascomycota; Dothideomycetes; Pleosporales
Product: allantoate permease
Exons: 4
Coding region: 1-1494 (497 amino acids)
Biological process (GO): transmembrane transport
Cellular component (GO): membrane
Molecular function (GO): transmembrane transporter activity
Source: RefSeq, a predicted model, not a curated record